AAAAUAAAAUGGGGAACAUUUCUUAAUUGGAAAGAAGAAGGCAAGGGUUUUGUUCAAAGCGGAAGGGAAGUGUCGCCGGAGUUAUUUUUAGCAUCACCAUCCUCAACUUGCUUCAUCUCCAUCGCGUUAACCUCGAAGCUCUUCGGCAGAUUCAAGAAUGGCGAAAGCCGCUCCCGAUUCACAGAGUAACAGAGCAGCAGUGCAGGCCACCAACGACGAUGCAUCUGCAAGUAAACUAUCAUGUGUUAGAAAGGGAUAUAUGAAAGACGAUUACAUACACCUUUUUGUACGAAAGCCUGUCAAGAGAUCUCCAAUUAUUAACCGAGGCUAUUUUGCCCGGUGGGCUGCGCUGAGGAAGCUCCUCUUUCAAUUCCUCAAUGUUGGAAGCAAUACAGAGGAGCACACAAAGAAGCAGAUAUUGUCGCUUGGAGCUGGAUUUGACACAAUGUACUUCCAAUUGCAGAAUGAGGGUAAUGCACCACAUUUAUAUGUGGAAUUGGACUUUUUGGAGGUGACCAGUAAGAAAGCUGCAAUAAUUGAAUCCUGUAGUCAGUUGAGAGAAAAAAUCAGUGGAACUGUAUCUAUAUCCCUGGAAAAAGGAGAAGUCCAUAGUGAUCAUUACAAGCUACUCCCUGUUGACCUGCGUGAAACCAAUCAGUUAAAUGAUGUAUUGGUUCUUGCUGGUAUGGAUCCCAGUUUGCCGACAUUUAUAAUUGCAGAAUGCGUUUUAAUAUACUUGGAUCCAGAUUCGAGUCAGGCUAUUGUUGGUUGGGCAUCAAAAGCAUUUUCAACAGCAAUAUUUUUCUUAUAUGAGCAGAUUCAUCCAGAUGAUGCCUUUGGCCAGCAAAUGAUCAGAAAUUUAGAGAGUCGAGGCUGUGCUUUGUUAGGUAUCAAUGCUACACCAUCAUUACUUGCAAAGAAAAAUCUUUUUCUCGAUCAAGGAUGGCAGACAGCUGCUGCAUGGGACAUGCUGAAAGUGUAUCGUAACUUGAUCGAAGCUCAGGAAAGACGAAGGAUUGAACGGCUGGAGUUAUUUGAUGAAUUUGAGGAGUGGCACAUGAUGCAGGAGCAUUAUUGCGUGGCUUAUGCUAUCAAUGAUUCCCUGGGGCUUUUUGGGAAUUUCGGCUUCCCCCAGGACCAGCACGUGCUUGACCCCCCCCUCUCACCAGCAUGAGAUGUAAAGAACACCUAGCUGCUGCCUGCUGCCUGCUGCCUGCUGCUACUAUUGACUUGACUCUUCCAAGAUUUGUUGAAGAAUUUAAUACUUGGGAGUAGAACGUGCUCUUCACACGUGCCAUUACCUACACAAGCUGGGGAGAUUAUUUGCCAGGCUAAAAGAUGAAAAAGGUAUUUAUUCUAAAGGACUUGACUCUUGUAACUCUCUAUAACAAACUAUUAUGAUAUGAGCCUCAAUUCCUCCUGGAAAUUGCAUCUAUUCAUAUUUGUUUGUGUUUAAGUUGGUGUAAGUUUGAGAUUGAAAUUAAUCUUUUUCUUUCUUUCCACCCUCUUGUGCUUGAUUGUGUUAAGCCAGCUGUCUGGCAAAUAGAACAUGGUGGGUCCCAUUAGUUGAAGAAUGUAGUAAUUGCCUAUUUUGACUUGUGGGGACUAAUAACCAUGUGCCAUACAUAAUUUAAUUUGCAUUGUUGGCCCCUUUGCUUUAUUACUCCACCAUUCUCUCUCUCUCUCUAGUUUUGUUGAGGGAUUUGAUCAUCAUCAAACAAAUGGGUGCUACAAUAUCACAUUUGUUUAUA
This is a messenger RNA of Cucumis sativus (cucumber), 1751 nucleotides long. RefSeq names its product leucine carboxyl methyltransferase 1 homolog. Bases 158 to 1174 code for a protein of 338 amino acids. Lineage: Eukaryota; Viridiplantae; Streptophyta; Magnoliopsida; Cucurbitales; Cucurbitaceae. The transcript is spliced from 13 exons. Gene Ontology annotation, molecular function: methyltransferase activity. The record is from RefSeq and is a predicted model, not a curated record. Gene Ontology annotation, biological process: methylation.